AUGAAGAAAAUUAGUAUUUGUAGUCCUGACAAUAAUGGGUGGACGUUGAAAGAUAAUAAAUAUCAUUUUAACUGGUUCGAUGGGGACCAAUUGCCGAGCUUUGUCAUUGAAUCGCUUCAAGAAGAAUCAGAAAAUGAAAGUAAUAUGGAUGAUAAUGAAGAUAGUCAAUGCCAACAUUGGGUUGAUAAUGACUUAUCAAACUUAGACGAUGAUGACAGUAAAGAUCACGCUGAAUGUUCAAACUACAAA
Messenger RNA from Brenthis ino (lesser marbled fritillary), 249 nucleotides. Lineage: Eukaryota; Metazoa; Arthropoda; Insecta; Lepidoptera; Nymphalidae. The record is from the annotation of a GenBank genome assembly.